UCCUGUUGUCACCACACCUCUGGAUUAGUUGUUUGAGCUCGCUGUGCACGGUGGAAACUCUUAAGGCUCGGCGAAGUAAAUCAUUCUUCUUGUGAAUGUGACACACAUUCUGUCUAGUUUCCACAUGCUGAAAUUGUAUUUGUUCAUCAGUUUGAUGUGCUUGGUGCGCUCAGACACAGAUGAACCAUGUCCUUCAUUCACCAGACUGAGCUUUCACAGUGCAGUGGUUGGCACGGGACUAAACGUGAAGCUGAUGCUGUACACAAGGAAAAACCUGACCUGUGCACAAGCCGUCAGCCCCACAGAUUUGGGGAGCUUGAAUGUGACCAAGAAAACCACCUUCAUUGUCCAUGGAUUUAGGCCAACAGGCUCCCCUCCAGUUUGGAUAGGGGACUUAGUAGAGGGUUUGCUCUUUGUAGAAGACAUGAACGUGGUUGUCGUUGAUUGGAAUCGAGGAGCUACAACUGUAAUAUACAGCCAUGCAGCUGGCAAGUCCAAAAACGUAGCUGUAGUCUUGAAGGAAUUUAUCGACCAGAUGUUGGCAAACGGAGCUUCUCUUGACAACAUUUACAUGAUUGGAGUAAGUCUAGGAGCCCACAUAGCCGGGUUUGUUGGAGAGAUGUACGACGGGCAGCUGGGGAGAAUUACAGGUCUCGACCCUGCGGGCCCUCUAUUCAAUGGGAGGCCUCCCCAGGAUAGAUUGGAUCCGAGUGACGCACAGUUCGUUGAUGUCAUCCAUUCCGACACUGAUGCACUGGGCUACAGAGAACCAUUAGGAAAUAUAGACUUCUACCCAAAUGGAGGAGCGGAUCAACCUGGUUGUCCCCAAACAAUAUUUGGAGGAUUGCAGUAUUUUAAAUGUGACCACCAGAGGUCUAUGUACCUGUACCUGUCUUCCUUGAGAGAGAACUGCACUAUCACUGCAUAUCCCUGUGACUCCUACCGGGAUUAUAGGAAUGGCAAGUGUGUCAGUUGCCUCACACCACAAAAGGAGUCCUGUCCCCUCCUGGGCUAUUAUGCUGAUCAUUGGAAAGACUAUUUAAAGGAGAAAGAUCCCCCAAUGACUAAGGCAUUCUUUGACACAGCUGAGGAGAAGCCAUUCUGCAUGUAUCAUUACUUUGUGGAUAUUCUAACUUGGAACAAGAACAUAAGAAGAGGAGACAUUACAAUCAAAUUGAGAGACAAAGCUGGAAACAUCACAGAAUCCAAAAUCAAUCAUGAACCUGCCACAUUUCAGAAAUAUCACCAAGUGAGUCUACUUGCAAGAUUUAACCAAGAUCUGGAUAAAGUGGCAGCAAUAUCCUUGAUGUUCUCUACAGGAUCUAUAGUAGGCCCCAAGUACAAACUCAGGAUUCUGCGAAUGAAGUUAAGGUCCCUGGCCCAUCCUGAAAGGCCCCAGUUGUGCCGGUAUGAUCUUGUCCUGAUGGAAAACGUUGAAACAGUCUUCCAACCUAUUCUUUGCCCAAAGCUGCAGAUGUAACCAUUGCCAGGACAUGUGGGCACCCGUAAUAUCAAGAAAGCCACCACUACAGGCUGUUUUAAAGCUUCGCCUCACCUUAUCAUCAAGGCACAAAAAGUACAGAAAAACCAAGGUUUUUUCCAGUAGCGUCCUAUGGAUGUCACAUUGCACAACGUCAAACAACCUCGUGGUUAUGAAAGGAUCCUAGGAGGGGAGCCCCUAACUAGGGCAAGUCAGAAAUAGCCGGGCUCGCAGCAGCCGGGCGCUGUCUCUGCCGCGUCCUGGGGCCUCGUUUGUUCUGACCUGUCGAAGCUGGCUGUCACACAGGCGGUUCUGCCCAGCACGGCUGCAGGUCAAGCAUCUUAGAGAGAGAGACGGGCUGGAGGCCUCACUUUGGACUGGACUCCACAUCCCUGUGCUAAAUUCCUCCAGUCCCCACCUGGGCAGGGGAGUGAAACUGACCUACCUCGCAGGGCUGUUGUGUGGGGUUGGGAGGAAAGUCUAUGAAGGGUUUUUUGAAAUCCCAUGGGUGCCACAUCUGUGAGAUGUUUGGUAAAUGUGAAUAUGCUUUUAUUUAUUUUCAUAGGGCUUAUAUAAUGUGCAAAAAGAGAGCCUCUCCUUAUUAACGCCAGCUUCUCUCUUGGGCUAUUUGCUCUGGGAUGGCAAGGAAGCCACAUUCUGGCUUCCCAUCUUCUCUAAAGAGGAACAGAGGAGUGGGGGAGGCAGGGAGGGACUAGGUCCUAUGUGAAUCAGGGAAGGGCAGGGCAGCAGUGAGGGGGCCUCACAGUGACAGGGGGUGCAGCAAGAGGCAGGAGAGGAAAAAGCAGAGCUUGUUUUUUACCUAAAGUGAAGAAGGCUCACUUGCCAGGCAACUCUCUUUUUUUGAGACAGUCUCACUCUAUCACCCUGGAUAGAGUGCCGUGGCGUCAUCAUAGCUCAC
Microcebus murinus (gray mouse lemur) is the source of this 2399-nucleotide messenger RNA. It is a transcript of the gene LIPH, whose product is annotated as lipase H. The record is from RefSeq and is a predicted model, not a curated record. Gene Ontology annotation, molecular function: glycerophospholipase activity. Gene Ontology annotation, biological process: lipid catabolic process. Lineage: Eukaryota; Metazoa; Chordata; Mammalia; Primates; Cheirogaleidae.